This is a messenger RNA of Serinus canaria (Common canary), 1470 nucleotides long. It is a transcript of the gene REPIN1, whose product is annotated as replication initiator 1. The transcript has 5 exons. The annotation marks the transcript as partial. The record is from RefSeq and is a predicted model, not a curated record. NCBI's taxonomy places the organism in Eukaryota, Metazoa, Chordata, Aves, Passeriformes, Fringillidae.
AUGGGCUCCUGUCCCCGAGAAUCGCUCUGGCCCCUGGAAGAGCCACGAAUGAGCUCUGCCUCCUGGGAACGGGGUCCUGCCCCCCGGGAACGGGGUCCUGCCCUCCGGGAACGGGGUCCUGCCCCCGGGAAUGGGGUCCUGCCCCCUGGGAACGGGGUCCUGCCCCCCGGGAAUGGGGUCCUGCCCUCUGGGAACGGGGUCCUGCCCCCCGGGAACGGGGUCCUGCCCCCCGGGAAUGGGGUCCUGCCCCGGGAAGGGGGUCCUGCCCCCGGGAACGGGGUCCUGCCCCCCGGGAAUGGGGUCCUGCCCCGGGAACCCGGAUCCGGCCCCGCUCGGCGCCUUCCGCACCCCAAAUUCCGGGGGGAGGAGGAGGAGGAGGAGGAGGAGGACGGGGGGGCCGAGGCCGCCGGAGCCGCUCCGGGACUGCCGCGCUCCUCCGGCCCGGUUCCCGCCGCCCUUCCCGCCCCAUCCCCGCUCCCGCCCCCGCUCCCGCUGACAUCGCCGCUCUCCCGCUCUCCCAGGACCCCGCCGCGGCCAUUUGAGGGACUCGGUGGCGGAAGGAGGCCGGGAAGCCGCGGGAAGGAGCCCGAGGAGCCGGAGGGGCCGGGCGGGGCCCGGGAAGGGGCAGCGAUGUCGGCGGGGGGAGCGCCCCAGCCCGCCCAUGCCCUGGAUCUGCUCCCAUAUUCCCGGCUGAGCCCGGCGCCGCGGGCCGGAUCCCAGCUGGAUGCUGUCGGUGCCGAGAUCCCCUCGGACCCCUGCACAGGGUACCGGUUCUUUAAGCCGGGGGGUUUGUUCGGGAUGAAGCCGCCGGAGGAGCCGUUCGGGGCCGCGCGGACGGGCCCGGAGGAGUCCAAGGCCCUGGGCAGCCCCUGCGCAGUGGAGCCCGGGCGGGUGAGCAAGGUGGAGCCCGAGGAGAAGCCCGGGAUUGGCGCCGGCUCCCUGGAGCUGUUUCCGGCCGCGGGCGGCAGCUCCGGCCGCUGGUUCCCCGGCGGGCAGCGCGGCCCCGAGCCCCCCCGGGACCCCCCUGCCCCCCGUGCUGGCUGCUGGGGGGCCCAGGGGGGCGUCCCCGGCCCCUUCCGCUGCGCCCAGUGCGGGAAGGGCUUCCGGCAGAAGCAGAGCCUGGUGACGCACGAGCGCAUCCACACCGGGGAGAAGCCGUUCCGCUGCGGGGACUGCGGCAAGAGCUUCAGCCAGCGGCCCAACCUGCUGACGCACCGGCGCGUGCACACGGGCGAGCGGCCCUUCCCCUGCGCCCAGUGCGGCAAGAGCUUCUCGCAGAAGGCCAACCUGCUGGCGCACCAGCGCAUCCACGGCGCCCACCCCGAGGAGGGCAAGGCGCGGGCGCGGGCGCCGGCGCGGGGCUGCCCCGAGGACGCGCCCUUCGUGUGCCCCGAGUGCGGCAAGAGCUUCCGGCAGAAGCCCAACCUGAUCACGCACCGGCGCAUCCACACGGGCGAGCGGCCCUUCUCC